Molecule: messenger RNA, 6265 nt
Organism: Gorilla gorilla gorilla (western lowland gorilla)
Lineage: Eukaryota; Metazoa; Chordata; Mammalia; Primates; Hominidae
Gene: ERC2
Product: ELKS/RAB6-interacting/CAST family member 2
Exons: 17
Coding region: 404-3538 (1044 amino acids)
Biological process (GO): maintenance of presynaptic active zone structure; regulation of synaptic plasticity; neuromuscular synaptic transmission
Cellular component (GO): cytoskeleton of presynaptic active zone
Molecular function (GO): structural constituent of presynaptic active zone
Source: RefSeq, a predicted model, not a curated record
GCGGCGGGUGCCGCCCCCUCGGCCGCCGGCCCCGCCCGGCCCCGCGCCUGGCCCCGGCCCUCCGAGCAGUGUCCUCCUCCUUCCCUUCUUUCCUCCCUCCCUGUUCCCCGCCCCGCUUCUCCUCCUCUUCCUCCGCCUCCCGCUCCUGCUCCCUCGGUCUCCGGCUCCGGCGCCGGCUCCUGCUCCUCCUGGCCGCCCGGGGCCAAGGCGACGAGAGGUUGUAAAAAUCCAUGUGGGACGGCCCCGGGGCGAGCAUCGGAAAGAUCUCUGAGUGGAGUUAUUUUCUGGUACGGACUAUGAAAAGAAUGCGGUGAAAAUUCUGGACAAUCGUGGAAAUAUUAGCUCAAACCCCAACUUAAUAUAGCAUUUCUUCUCUUCAGUAACACCUCAUAAUACAAGAAAAAUGUAUGGAAGUGCAAGAACAAUCACCAAUCUGGAAGGUAGCCCUUCCAGAUCCCCUCGUUUGCCAAGGUCUCCUCGUUUGGGCCACCGAAGAACAAGUAGUGGGGGAGGUGGAGGAACAGGCAAGACUCUGUCUAUGGAGAAUAUCCAGUCCCUCAAUGCAGCCUAUGCUACGUCUGGACCCAUGUAUCUGAGUGAUCAUGAAGGGGUGGCUUCAACAACUUACCCAAAGGGCACUAUGACUCUGGGAAGGGCUACAAAUCGAGCUGUAUAUGGAGGCCGUGUCACAGCCAUGGGGAGUAGUCCCAAUAUUGCUUCUGCUGGACUUUCCCACACAGAUGUCCUUUCAUACACAGAUCAACAUGGUGGGCUGACUGGCUCAUCCCAUCAUCACCACCACCAGGUCCCCUCCAUGUUGAGGCAGGUAAGAGACAGCACAAUGUUAGAUCUUCAGGCCCAGCUGAAAGAACUGCAGAGAGAGAAUGACCUCCUCCGGAAAGAGCUAGACAUCAAGGACAGCAAAUUGGGAUCUUCCAUGAACAGUAUUAAGACUUUCUGGAGUCCUGAGCUUAAGAAGGAGAGAGUCUUGAGGAAAGAAGAGGCAGCGCGGAUGUCUGUCCUCAAGGAGCAGAUGAGGGUUUCCCAUGAAGAAAAUCAGCACCUACAGUUGACAAUCCAGGCCCUUCAAGAUGAGCUGCGAACCCAGAGAGACCUCAACCACCUCCUCCAGCAAGAGAGUGGCAACCGAGGAGCGGAGCACUUCACCAUCGAGCUGACUGAGGAGAACUUUAGGCGGCUCCAAGCUGAGCAUGACAGGCAGGCUAAGGAGCUGUUCCUUUUGAGGAAGACAUUAGAGGAAAUGGAGCUGAGAAUUGAAACGCAGAAACAAACCCUCAAUGCCCGAGAUGAGUCAAUUAAAAAACUUCUUGAGAUGUUGCAAAGUAAAGGCUUGCCAUCCAAAAGCCUGGAGGAUGACAAUGAGCGAACGCGGCGGAUGGCAGAGGCUGAGUCUCAGGUCAGCCACUUGGAAGUGAUUUUAGAUCAGAAAGAGAAGGAAAACAUACAUCUUAGAGAGGAAUUGCACCGUAGAAGCCAACUUCAGCCGGAGCCAGCCAAGACGAAGGCUCUCCAGACUGUCAUCGAAAUGAAGGACACAAAAAUCGCUUCAUUGGAACGAAACAUAAGGGAUCUUGAGGAUGAGAUCCAGAUGUUAAAAGCCAAUGGUGUGCUGAACACUGAGGACCGCGAAGAAGAGAUCAAACAAAUUGAGGUUUACAAAAGUCACUCCAAGUUUAUGAAGACCAAGAUUGAUCAGCUGAAGCAGGAACUUUCAAAGAAAGAGUCGGAACUUCUUGCCUUACAAACAAAGCUUGAAACCCUCAGCAAUCAAAAUUCAGAUUGCAAGCAACACAUUGAAGUGCUCAAAGAGUCACUUACUGCCAAAGAACAGAGGGCUGCCAUCCUUCAGACUGAGGUAGAUGCGCUGAGAUUACGACUGGAAGAAAAAGAAUCUUUCCUCAAUAAAAAAACAAAACAGCUACAGGACCUUACAGAAGAGAAGGGGACACUGGCUGGUGAAAUUCGUGACAUGAAAGAUAUGUUAGAAGUGAAGGAAAGAAAAAUCAAUGUUCUUCAGAAAAAGAUUGAAAACUUGCAAGAACAACUUAGGGAUAAAGACAAGCAACUGACCAACCUGAAAGACAGAGUGAAGUCCUUGCAGACGGAUUCCAGUAAUACAGAUACUGCACUGGCAACGCUAGAGGAAGCUCUGUCAGAGAAGGAGAGAAUAAUUGAGCGCUUGAAAGAACAGCGAGAAAGAGAUGAUCGGGAAAGACUAGAAGAGAUAGAAUCCUUCCGAAAAGAGAACAAAGACCUGAAAGAGAAGGUCAAUGCUUUACAGGCUGAACUGACCGAGAAAGAGUCUAGUUUAAUUGACCUCAAGGAACAUGCAUCUUCAUUAGCCUCUGCGGGGCUGAAAAGGGAUUCCAAAUUAAAAUCUCUAGAAAUAGCCAUUGAACAAAAGAAAGAGGAAUGUAGCAAAUUGGAAGCACAGUUAAAAAAGCAAGCUGAGCAGUUGUUCAAUCAGAUGUACAACCCAGCACAUAAUAUUGAAGAUGACUCCAGGAUGAACCCUGAGUUUGCAGACCGAAUAAAACAGCUCGAUAAAGAGGCGUCUUACUACCGCGACGAGUGUGGCAAGGCCCAAGCGGAAGUGGACCGGUUGCUGGAGAUCCUCAAGGAGGUGGAGAAUGAGAAGAAUGACAAGGACAAGAAGAUCGCAGAACUGGAGAGGCAUAUGAAAGAUCAGAAUAAGAAGGUGGCCAACCUCAAGCACAAUCAACAGUUGGAAAAGAAGAAAAAUGCUCAGUUACUAGAAGAAGUGCGCAGGCGAGAAGACAGCAUGGCUGACAACUCACAGCAUUUGCAGAUAGAGGAACUGAUGAAUGCACUGGAGAAGACCAGACAGGAACUGGAUGCCACCAAAGCACGCCUCGCCUCCACACAGCAGUCCCUGGCCGAAAAAGAAGCGCACUUGGCCAACCUCCGGAUUGAGAGGAGGAAACAGCUGGAGGAGAUCCUGGAGAUGAAACAGGAAGCACUACUUGCAGCCAUCAGUGAAAAAGAUGCAAACAUUGCCUUGCUGGAAUUGUCUGCCUCCAAAAAGAAAAAGACGCAGGAAGAAGUCAUGGCCCUCAAGCGGGAAAAAGACCGACUAGUACAUCAAUUAAAGCAGCAGGUGGGGCCUCCUGCAAGACAGACCCAGAACAGAAUGAAGUUGAUGGCAGACAACUAUGAUGAGGACCAUCACCAUUACCACCACCACCACCAUCACCACCACCAUCGAUCUCCUGGGAGGUCGCAACAUUCCAAUCACAGGCCCUCUCCGGACCAGCUAUUAGAAGGGCUGAAUAAAGGGAACAUGCAGCUCUGCAGCAAUAUUCUGAUAAUCUAUUGCAGUGCGGCUCACAUCACUGUCCACCACCACCUGGAGCGGCUCAUCAGAACUGAAGGGGAGUUUUCACUUACCUUAUUGAGCGUGAUUGUGUUCUACUUGAUAUUUCCUUCAUCAUCUCAUAUCAUUUCUCAUGGAUUUGGUUAUGAUGGAAAGGAAGAAUGCAGAGGAGGAGAAAAGUGACAGAUCCUCCAUUUUUGUCGGAAUGUGGGCAUUUUGAAUGUGAUCAUCUUUGCUGAAUGUCAUUAUUUGAUAACAUUUUGUUUAUGUUACUUAAACAUCAUAGGAUAAAUUUGAACUCCAUGGGAUUUUAUCUGUGGAUUCAGCUUCUGUUGGACAACUAGCCUCAUCUCCAGUAUCCUGCUGGUUCAGUCUAAUUGGUCAUUCCUGAUGCAUUAGAUUAUCAAAAAGUAUAAAUUCGCUGUGAGUGAGUGGUGUUGGCAGUGUUUGUAUACCAUGAUGCAUGGAGUGUUUGACGAAGAAACAAAAAACACCAAAAAUUGCGAGCCUUUACCCUCCUCUAUUUCUUUAAUCUGUUGUUUGAAGAACCGCAUUUUGAGGGUGUAACCAGUAGUUACCUCUGGGCCAGGUUGGAAAUGAAAUCAAUUUUUUAAACCACUAAUACUUGCCAAGAAAUCGCCUUAUGAGAACAUGGUGUGUGUCUCUGACAAUGCGUGGCGCAUCUAAAUUGAUCAUUCAUAAUUUUAUCUACCCAGUCAUGUACUGGAGAGUGGCAAAAGUCUGAGGCACCUGCAUAUCUCUAGUCCCUGUGUUCUGCACAUCCCCACGGUGGGGACGCCACCAAGCCUCAGACUCUUACCAUCCUGGUACAUGCAGGUCUCCAUGAAGAAGCUGGGACUCAUUCACAUUUCAAGAUCCAAAUGCUGUGCACACAGUGUAAGCUUAGAUUUUCUGUAAAUGAAGGGUCAUUUCUCUUUUUUUUCUUUUUUAAAGAAAAUGUGUCUGCAACAUGGAUUCCAAAGCAUUUUCAGCAUCAAACGUGAAAACAUUGAUGAAUGAGGAACAAUCACAAAAGCUGUGUCUCUGUAUAUAGCUCUACACAACAUGUAUGUGGAUACAGUCAUUAUUUAAAGCACAUGCCAGGGAAAAAGACCAAAUUUUGAGGUCUUUUACAUACAGUGAUAUGGUACUAAGGAGAAUUAAACUCCUACUGCUUCCUCUGAAUAUUAAGAAACAAUUUAAAUUGUUAUGACUUCAUAAAACUCAUGACUGAGUCUGGCAAACAUGUGCAACUCUUGUAUUGCUCCAUUUUCUUGUCAAUGGAAGAAACCCUUCCACGUGUAUGCAAGUGGGAGAUGAAAACCUGCAUUUUUAAAGGACAAACAGUGAAUUUAAGCAUGAGUGGCCUUAAUAAAUAUAGUUGUCUUUCUUUGCUGCUGUGGAAAGGAUUCUAAACAGAUGUCCCUGAAGUGUUGCAUUGAAUUUAGUCAUUAUUAUUACUUUUUAAAAUGUUGGUGCAAUUAACUCUGGACCUCUCUUGUGAGCCAUAGAGAUAUUUAAAAGACAAACACCUUAUUUGUCGGGGAAGAUGAAACCGUCCCUGAGUAGCACCAUUCUUUCUUGGUGCAUUCGCGGUUAAGAUACUCAAGCAGGUUUCUUGCUUCUGGCUUUGUUCUUGUCAUCAGUAAGUAUAACAAACUAUGUAAUGCUUACGUGUUGCAUAAGCAAUCCAAAUGCAUUCAUGUUUUAAAAGUUUGUCCUUUAACUAUCAGAGGGAUCUAGGUCUUGGUUAGAGAAGUAAGCAGAGUUAUUUGCAAGCUUAUUUAGCACAUUUUGAUACAAUGUUGCACUGAAAACCCAGGCCACAAAUGUGUCCCAGUGAACAGUUUGGAUGUCCUCAAAGAAGUGGUUCUCACUGCCUCCUACAACCGGGUCUUGACCUGAACUCUGCAACUGAAUACUUGAAGUAGGAAGUAGGAAAUCCAGUAGGGAAAAUAGGGUCCUUGAAACAGAAAAAAAAACCAACCCAUGUAUAGCUAGCUAUUUCUGUGUAUGUGCCAAUUUUGUCAAAGCUCUUGUUUGGAGGGAUCAUUUUCUGCCCAACUUUCAUUGGUUAAAAAUAUUACUGAUCUUACCUUUAUGAGGGCAUAUCAUUUAGUCCCUUAAAAAUUAAAUUCUCUCUAACAUAACAACCUUUCCCAUUUCGUGUAAUAUUCUCUGAUGUUUGGGGGUUACCAAAAAUAUCCCUUUUUCACAUAUUAAGAAUAGUCUCUGGGUUUACAACAAACACUGUGAUGUUGGGAAGCUAUUUCCUUUGCGCAAACUUUAGCAGGUUUCCUUCUAAUCAUAACAUAGUUGAAAAAAGAAGUUUGGGCUAACAUUUAGGAGAAGUUUGUCUUACUUUGUGCAAAAGCAGGCUUAUGCUUUAUACCCCAUUUGAUUUCGAUGUACAGUCUCAAUUUUGUAUUUAAUGAUUUUUGUGUAUCCAGUAUGCACGUUAACAGCGUGUCAACUUUCAUUUGAAAGUGGGUUUCAAUUUACUUUUUAAACAGUGUUUAUGAUGAGACCUCAAAUGUGUUGACGUAAGCUCUAUCUGCAAUGUUUUUGUGUAGAGUGGCGAUUGAAUGCUGCCCAGGGUCAGUGUAUCUAAUUCCCCGAGACCCUCGUUUGAUAGUGCUUCUUGUAAUAUUUCUUCAAGUGAGUGGCAUGUGGGUUGUGAUAUUGACCAUGUGAUUAUGGACAUCGAUAUGAAAAAUAAAUAAAUAAAACUAAGGAACCCUGGAAACUACCAGUGGGCAUGUAUUAGCCAGUCAUUGUAACCUCGUGUCUAGUAGAACAAUGUACAAGGUAUGUACAGUUCAUAAAUUUGUUAUCAUGUGUAUGAGAAGUACUUUGUGCUGAUCGCCUUAUUUAUAUUCAUCAAAUAAACCUUGUUUCUUUCUGAAGUGA